UUCUUGUCUAUCAAUCCAAUGGCACUAAAUACAUACAUUUAAAAUAAGUUAAAAACAAACCAGUUCUGAAACAAACCAAAUUAAAGUGAUUAAUCUUAUUAGUGAUAAGAACUGGCGAAAUAAACUAAGAGGUUUAAGAAAAGCACAGACAAUAUUUCAGUUUUCACUCAAUUUCCAAUGGAGUCCUUGGACCAGCAACUUAAAGAGCUGUCUUUUUUAAAAGACGAACCACCAAAUAGCUCCGCUCCUGCUUGUAUUGGACAAGUUAAAGUAGCAGAGUUAGUCAACCAGAUACGCCAGAAGCAAAGUGAAUCUUUUCAUAGGAGGAUGGACGUACCUCCUAAGCCACCGAAGAAAUAUAAUGAACUGCCUCAGGUACCAUCAAGUAAGCAGGUUUCUUGUUCGCGAGAACCGCUAUAUUCACAACCACUAAUUGGAAUCGAUAAAACAAUAAGUGGGGCCAUGCCCCUUAGAAAACACGCCAAUUCUAAUUGCGGACUGGCUGAGAUCCCAAUAAACAGAAAAACCACAUUAGACAAUCCGGCUAUACUGGAACAGCAAUUAGAAGCCCUGGCCUACCACAAACUUCAAAUGGAAAAAAAAGGUCUUUUAGGAGUCCAAAUCCAACCAUCACAAUCUAUCAACAGCUUUCCGGAGCCGCAAUCAAACUCAUUGAGGAAAAGCUCGAUAUAUGGCAAUAUAAAUUUAGAAAAAUCUGAACUAUUAUCGAAGGAAACAGGCGUUUCUGCAAAUACGUAUUCAAAUGUUCAUGAAGCUGGUUUGCCACAUAAGAUGCUCUCGGUCUGCACAAAUUUGUUAUCAGACAACGAAACAGAGGAUGACGUGCCACCACCUCCUAGUCCAGAGAGCGCUGUGAGCUCUUCAUAUAGCGAGCUUCGGCGAGCCUCCACCGCCUUUAACAAGCCAUUGGAUUCUUUGCAAAAUAAACAGAAAUUAAAUCCUUCAUUACAAAUAUAUGCAAACCAAUAUGCGCUGCAACAUGGUGCCAUAAUGAAGAAUCUCCAGUCCAAAACGAAUCCAAACUUGUAUUGCUACGGUGGGCUAUCACAGAGUUCUUCUACAUAUGAUUCAAUAUAUGAACCUAUAAACCCUCGACCUUCUGGAGACCUGUUGCAUCGGGAAAGUUGUAAUCUGUACGGUUCAUACGUCAAUGAUAAUAAUAUUCCAAGCAUUUCCUGUGACCCAAAUAUAUCGACUUCACAUGAAGCUAGCCAUUCGUUAUACGCGCAUGAUAAUGGUCGAACUAAAUGUUAUAUGGAGAACACUAUUCAUAAAAAUAAUGACGAGGGAAUGAAUAACUAUAUUCCAAUAGCCCCUGAUCCAGUGCAAGAGUUUGAAAACUACGGUAGGUGUGUUAAAUGCAAUUCACGUGUACUUGGAGAGAGUAGUGGGUGUACAGCAAUGGAUCAAAUAUACCAUAUAUCUUGCUUUACAUGCACAGACUGCCAAAUAAACUUACAGGGAAAACCAUUUUAUGCAUUAGACGGCAAACCAUAUUGCGAAUAUGAUUAUUUACAAACACUGGAAAAAUGUUCGGUUUGCAUGAAGCCCAUUUUGGAGAGAAUUCUCAGAGCAACCGGAAAGCCAUACCAUCCGCAAUGUUUUACAUGUGUCGUAUGUGGAAAAAGCUUAGAUGGUAAAUUAUUUACAGUGGACGCUACUAAUCAAAACUAUUGUAUUACAGAUUUUCAUAAAAAAUUUGCUCCUCGCUGUUGUGUGUGUAAACAACCAAUUAUGCCAGAUCCCGGACAAGAAGAAACGGUCAGAGUUGUGGCCUUAGAUCGAAGCUUUCACCUAGAGUGUUAUAAGUGCGAGGACUGUGGGCUAUUACUGUCAUCUGAAGCUGAAGGUCGCGGAUGUUAUCCCCUAGAUGAUCACGUUCUAUGUAAGAGCUGCAAUGCCCAACGUGUUCAGGCUUUGACAAAACGCAUGACAUCGGAACAUUAAAUAGAGUAAAAUCGUAUUAUCGAGUGAACGAAAAUAUGUUUUUUUUAUAUAUUUAAUAAUAUGCACUUAUUCGAUAAGCAGUAGGCAACUAGAGUGGAAAAUUCGCAAAUGCAACUAGAGUGGAAAAUUGCAUAGGAAUCAACCAGCGCAUAGUAAACCGAAUAAUUACCUAUUACUAACCACACAUCAUACAAUAUAUAUAUAAUAUUAACUGGAACAUCACUCUAAAGUCUGUAUUAAUUGCCAAUAUUUCAAUAUCUGCUGAUAUUGCAAAGCCUAAUAUGCCGACAUAAGUUUUAUUAGUUUAACAUAAAUUGGACUUGUCUUAGAACUGAGAAAAAAAAAUUACAUUGAUAUGUACUUAUCCGAAGAACACAACUGCACAACUGCAUAGUACUCAUCCAGCACACCGUAAAGCUUAAAAAUUACCUAUUACUAACCACACUUCAUACAAUAUUAAGGGAACACCAUUAAAGAUUUAUAGAAACUUUGGAACUUU
Molecule: messenger RNA, 2467 nt
Organism: Drosophila takahashii
Lineage: Eukaryota; Metazoa; Arthropoda; Insecta; Diptera; Drosophilidae
Source: RefSeq, a predicted model, not a curated record